GAAAAAGAAGAAAAUCCUCGUUCGAUCCCCCCAUCACCAAUUAUAAUUGACCGUAUACUAGAACCAGAAGAUCUAAACUACGAUCAUUAUGCAUUACAUUCAAAUCCACCUUAUUUUUGUAUUUCUGGAACAACUGCUUAUCAUUAUAAAAAUUCUCAGGCCACACAACCUUUUGAUUCCAUUGAAGAGGAAACGCGUGUUUGCAUGUUGGCCCUCCAAGAACGACUGUAUGAGCUCGGUUUGGAUUGGUCAGAUGUAACAAACAUGAACGUUUAUAUAAAGGAUAUGAACGAAUUUUCUAAGAUGAAUGGUAUUUAUAAAACUUUUUUUGAUAUCAAUCCUCCAACUAGGGCGUGCGUUGCUAGCAAUUUAUUUUCACCGAUAAAAAUUCAGAUUGAUUUAUCUGCUACAAAGUUACCCUCAGAUGCUAAUAAAAUCAAUUCAACAAAACCAAUGAAGACCAUGCACGUUCAAAGUAUGUCAUACUGGGCACCCGCAAACAUUGGGCCGUACUCUCAAGCUAAAAUUAUAAACAAUCACGCGUAUAUUGCUGGACAAAUAGGAUUAAUCCCUUCGUCGUUGGAAUUCCCGAUUCCACAAGAUAUAUCAUCGCAGACAGCACUUUCAUUGAGAAAUCUCGAAAAAAUAGCAAAUGCACUGGAACUAAAUGUCAAAAAGAGAAGCGCAUUAUGUAUUUGUUAUGUGGAUGAUAAAGAUUCCUUUGGAUUUGUUAGAAAAUCCUGGAAUUGGUUUUGUGGGAAUUCAGAAGAUCCCAAGAAACCCAAGUCAAUUCCACCAGUUCUUUAUGUUUCUGUGCCAUCACUUCCUAAACGAGGUAAGGUAGAAUGGCAAGUUCUGGUUCACGAUGAAUCCAACUUUGAAGAAAUUGAUCACGAUGAUCACAAAUCGAGUGAAAUUUUAAAAAAUUAUUUAGUUUCUGGAGAACCCCUUAUUUUUAAUGAUGAAUUGAAUGCCGAUGAUGCUAAUCCUCUAAUGAUCAAAGUUAAUACUUGGUCUUUGAGUCCAAUCACAUCCAGUGUGAUAACAAUCAAAUUUGAAGAAG
This is a messenger RNA of Acaulospora morrowiae, 1063 nucleotides long. The record is from the annotation of a GenBank genome assembly. Lineage: Eukaryota; Fungi; Glomeromycota; Glomeromycetes; Diversisporales; Acaulosporaceae.